UUCGUAGCCCACCCCCAGUGCCAGGCUCAGAUCGGAGAGAUGUGGUACAGUGGUGUCCCUUUCCUCAGAUACCUCAACCGUUUCGGCUAUCUCAUGUUGGCCAUCCCGAUAGGCCUCAUAUGUUGUCCCUGUCUGUCCCUGGCUUACCUCGUCUCGCCCUGGUCAAAGGUAUCCCGGAUCGUGAACACGCCCCUGAUGAAGUUCCUGUCGUACACCUGCUCCUACCUCUCCUUCCUUAUGCUCAUCGUUGUAGCCAAGCUCUACCUACGUCAUUACUUCGACAGUCUGGCCUGUGAUCACCCGGAGACCUGGGCCUACCUCAUCGUCACCGUUAUCUUCAUGUGGAUAGUUGGUCUGAUCUUCGAGGAGUGCAAGCAGAUAUUUUCGGCCGGCGCCAAAGACUACUUUGCUUCCUUCUGGAAUAUCAUGGACUCUAUCAUGUUGAGUCUAUUGCUGGCCUCCUUUGUCUUAGAGCUUGUCACACCCAUACGGUUAAACCAGGCCGAGCCGUACGACGAAGGCGGUGGGGCAACUACCCCCGGCGCCCCAGUCUUCCAGAACUACCAGCCCCCCGGCCCGGCGCCCAACAGUUCCACCAUGCUCAGCAUGCUUCUGCAGGCCUCGGGUUCCAGCACUCCCUCCCCCCUCACCCAUAUCCGCGGGAUGGUGUGUCAGCAGGCGAGGGAAGCCGCGGCCAAGUCCGAGUCCAACUUUUGUAUCCACCCCACAGGAGGGGACUUUGAAGGCGAACAGUGUCAGAUAUUGUGAAGGUGUUUGGCAUGUUUAUCCUGCUUCUCCUGGCCUUCACAUGCGGCAUAGCUGCUCUAUACGCGCCCAACAGAUGCCUUACGGACCACUUCGGCAGCUUCUCAUCCACGAUCUCCACCCUGACGUGGAGCAUGUUUGGCAUGGGUUCCGUGAGCGUGCCCUCGCUCAACGACUACGAGGGCGAGAAUGUCCCUGUCUACUCACUCACAAACCAUCCGGGAAAGUCGACAGGCGCCUCGACAGUCGGCCACUACCUGUAUGGGAUCUACGUGUUCUGUACCAUGGUGGUCCUCCUCAACCUGCUCAUCGCCGUCAUGUCCAACACCUUCCAGGAAGUGCAGGACGAGCGUGACGUAGAAUGGAAGUUUGCACGUACAGAGCUGUGGCUCACCUUCAUCGAGCCCGGCACCCCUGUGCCCCCGCCCUUCAACAUCGUCCCCUCCCCGCGGCACGUGUGGAAGCUCAUCAUGUGGAUGUGCCGGAGGUCAAAGUUCAGGCAUCUCCUGCCGCACGAGGGCAAGAAAGUGCGAUAUGUAGCCGUGCAGGUUCCAGAAAAGCCUGAUGUUAUGUGUUUGCUGAUUCGUCGAUAUGUCCGGCACUUGGAGAGAGUGAAGAUAGAAGGCGAGGAUGGGGAGAAGAGCUGAACGCUACGCCUUCCUGCUGGACGAGGCCAAACUCCAGAUUUUGGCGCGAAUGGAUUCCGAGAGGAUUCAGAUGGAGCGUGUUUUGGAGCACCGAGUGGGCAAUCUGAGCAGACGAGUGGACGAGAGCUCAGCCUCGCUGGCCCAACAGGUGGAGAGACUCGCCCGCCCCGCCCCCUCCACCUCCAUGAACAAGUACUAUGAGAGAGGCAUGUAUGAAGGAUUAGUGUUCUCUUAG
Messenger RNA from Aplysia californica (California sea hare), 1647 nucleotides. Its product is annotated as short transient receptor potential channel 7. Gene Ontology annotation, molecular function: store-operated calcium channel activity; inositol 1,4,5 trisphosphate binding. Gene Ontology annotation, biological process: manganese ion transport; regulation of cytosolic calcium ion concentration; calcium ion transmembrane transport. Gene Ontology annotation, cellular component: cation channel complex; membrane. Lineage: Eukaryota; Metazoa; Mollusca; Gastropoda; Aplysiida; Aplysiidae. The record is from RefSeq and is a predicted model, not a curated record.